GUUGGCCGCCUCCGGCCGAGCCCACUUCAUUCUCUCCUCUGCCUCUAAACCAUCAGUAACACACUUCUUCCACCCGUUGUCACUUCUUCGCCACAUCGGCUCCAGAUCAGCAAAUCAAAGAUGUACGACUACGACUGUGGGUUUGAUGCAGAGGCAGUCGCCAGUAAGCUCAGGGAGUUUGGUGCUGCAAAAAGAAAAUAUAAUGAAAUUGGAGGUGCUUUACUUACUCCACAGCCAUCAGACUCAGAAGGGGAAGAUCAUGAAAUCCCCGAGAAAAAACCAUUCAUCAAUGAGAACCUUGCUAGAACUAUUCUGAACAGUACUCCUCCAAGAACACCUAGUCCUCCACAACCAGUGACAUGUGUACAAGUAUCUGUCAUAAUGCAUGUUGAUAAGGAAGGUGUUUGCAGAAAGGAACCACCAAUCUGUCAUGAACCAAGACCAAAUUUCGUUCCAUCUCAGAGCAUGUUAAAAGCAUUGAAGUACAAAAUGAACACUAGAAAACAAGAAGAGAUUGUCAAGAAUUGCAAGGAUACUUCAAGAGAGGAAAACAUUGUAAAAGAAAAGCCAAUUCUGCCAAAACCAGUUCUUCAAGAGGCGGUUUUGUUAACAGGUGGAAAACUUAUUCCUAUCCAAUCUGCAUGUCCACUUGUACUUGUCACUGCACCAGAGACUGAUACAAGAAGACGUAUUUUCCAAUGUGAAGAAGAAGGUUGUGGCAAGAAUUAUUUUAAGUCCUCACACCUCAAAGCUCACAUGAGAUCUCAUACUGGUGAAAAACCUUUUCUCUGCCCCUGGAAAGACUGUGAGCGACGUUUCUCAAGGUCCGAUGAACUCUCUAGGCACAAAAGGACCCAUACUGGAGAGAAAAAAUUUGCUUGCAGUUCAUGUGGACAGAGAUUCAUGAGAUCUGAUCAUUUGGCAAAACACGUUAAGAGGCACGCAAGGGGAACUCAACAAAUUGCCCCAGUCUUAGUCAUACCAACCUCCUUCAGGGCUUGAUCUCAUCCAGACAAUCUGAACCUUUGUACCUGAACAUGCCUGUUACCUCAUCGGAUAAGUCUUCAUGUUCUUUUUCUUUUUAUUUGAAUCAGAUGAAAAGAAAGUCAAUACAACUAUCUAUAUAUUAUUUUUUGCUUUAGGCUCUAGAUAAUAUUUUUUUCAAUCUAAAUAAUUUCAAUUAUUGCGUAGAUUGAUCUGUUUACAACAAAAUAUUAUUUACUAAAUUUUGUUUUACUGUUGCAAAGUAUAUUUUGCUUUAUACUUUGGCUAUAAUUUAUGUUUUAGGAGGAAAAAUGAUUUAUGAUAUUUUGGACAAAUGUAAAUAGAUUUUAAAUAUUUUCUGUUUAAAAAAAAAAUAUUCAUUUUGUAAUUAUUCAUAUCACAUAAUUAUUUACUAAUUCUAAAAAUUAAAUUAAUCCUGAGGUAAUAGGAUAUAUAUGAUAUAUAGGUGUGUGAUAAUUAUAAUAAUAUAAGUUUCAUAAGUCAUUACUAUAAGAAAUCUUUUUAUUUUUGUUGUUUUAUGUGAGUUUAAUAUGACUGUUGUUUAUACCAAAGUUAUUUAAGCAUUCCUAGUCCAGGAAUAUUUCUCUGUUAAAUGUAUAUACUUUAUAAUAAUGUUUUUUCUUAAACAUAAAUGUAUAUAAAAUGUACAUAUAUUUUUCUAUUUAUUUAAUGUUUUUAUAAACAAAAGAAUACAAAUUAUUAAGUCCAUU
Messenger RNA from Nezara viridula (southern green stink bug), 1715 nucleotides. Lineage: Eukaryota; Metazoa; Arthropoda; Insecta; Hemiptera; Pentatomidae. The record is from the annotation of a GenBank genome assembly.